AUGCCGAACGACGGCUGGGUGGGCCCCUGGAGACCCCACCGGCCCCGGGGCCCCACCUCGGCCGUGUACGGCAGCCCCGGGCCCAAGUACGGAGUCCCCGGCGGCAUCGGCAAAGACCAGCGCGACCCCUCCGGCCGCCGCGCCCCCGCCUUCACCUUCGGCAUGAGGCUGGAGGGCCCCGAGGAGCCGCGCUCCCCCGGCCCCCAGUACCUGGUGCCCGCCGGCUGCACCGCCCGGGGCCGGGAACGCGGCCCCGCCUUCACCAUGGGCGGCCGGCCCCGAGAGCGCCGGGCCAGCGACACCCCCGGGCCAGCCUAUUAUUCCCCGGAGCAGGCAACCAGGGUGACCCUGCCCUCGGCGCCCGCCUGCUCCGUGCGGUCCCGCGCCCGCCCGGACAAACCCCAGCAGACGCCAGGCCCUGCCACCUACCAGCUGCCACCCGUGGUGGGUCCCCGCCUGGUGCACAAGGCAUCGACCCCCCAGUACACCAUGACAGGGCGAGGCCCCAGCAUCUUCGACGACAAUAAAAAGACCCCAGGACCCAACAAGUACUGCACCGUGGACACGAACCUGUACAUGGUGCGGGCCCCCCGCUGCACCAUAGCGGGGCGGACCCCCUCCCGCCUGACCUCCACCACGCCCAGCCCCAGCGACUACUACCCCAAGCCGGACCGCAAACAAGGACAGACCUUCGGUGUGCGCCACUCGGAAUCUGUGGUCCCCGUGAUGGACUUGCAGCUGUAG
This is a messenger RNA of Camarhynchus parvulus, 744 nucleotides long. It is a transcript of the gene CIMAP1B, whose product is annotated as outer dense fiber of sperm tails 3B. Lineage: Eukaryota; Metazoa; Chordata; Aves; Passeriformes; Thraupidae. The transcript is spliced from 6 exons. Gene Ontology annotation, cellular component: cytoskeleton. The coding region runs from base 1 to 744 and encodes 247 amino acids. The record is from RefSeq and is a predicted model, not a curated record.